Messenger RNA from Arabidopsis arenosa, 1761 nucleotides. The record is from the annotation of a GenBank genome assembly. NCBI's taxonomy places the organism in Eukaryota, Viridiplantae, Streptophyta, Magnoliopsida, Brassicales, Brassicaceae.
GCGCGACUAAUAGAAAAAAGCUUUUGCGUGUUUGUUGUCUUCCAUCGCUCGUUUGUUUCUUCUUCAGCCAUAUCGGAAAAAAAAAACCGAUAUACGACAAGCCAUUCGGUGUUUGUUCCGACAAGCUUCGAAUCGAUCUGUGAUAGGUUUUUUCUUUUUCCGCCUUAUGAAUCUCUUUUCAUUGGAUUCAGUUUAACUCGAGUGAUGAAACCAAUCUCCGUGCUAGAGCUCUUUGAUCCCGUGGCUGGUAGGAUAUUACGGCGUUUGUAGCUCUGUUAUUUGGCAUUUCAGUAUCUGAAUUUUUGCAACAAUGUCUGAGCUAAAAGAGCGCCUGCUUCCUCCAAGACCUGCUUCAGCUAUGAACCUCAGAGAUUCUGCUGUGACUCGGCCUUCUGCUUCUGGAAGAGCACCCCUUCUUGGAGUUGAUGUCUUGGGUCUGAAGAAGCGUGGACAAGGCCUACGGUCUUGGAUUCGAGUUGAUACUUCUGGCAAUACUCAGGUCAUGGAGGUCGAUAAGUUCACUAUGAUGCGUAGAUGUGACUUACCCGCCCGUGAUUUAAGGCUGCUUGAUCCCUUAUUUGUGUAUCCCUCUACUAUCCUCGGCCGAGAAAAGGCUAUUGUUGUGAACUUAGAGCAAAUCCGUUGUAUAAUUACUGCAGAUGAAGUUCUGCUCCUGAAUUCCCUUGACAACUACGUGCUGCGGUAUGUUGUUGAGUUGCAGCAGAGACUAAAGACUAGUAGUGUAGGUGAGAUGUGGCAGCAGGAAAAUGCCCAGUUGAGUAGGAGGAGGAGCAGGAGUUUUGACAAUGCUUUUGAGAAUUCAUCCCCUGAUUAUUUACCUUUUGAGUUUAGAGCUCUUGAAAUAGCCCUUGAAGCUGCUUGUACGUUUCUCGAUUCCCAGGCUUCAGAGUUGGAGAUUGAGGCAUACCCGUUAUUAGAUGAGCUUACCUCAAAGAUCAGUACACUAAACUUGGAGCGUGUGCGUAGACUAAAGAGCAGGCUUGUAGCACUGACAAGAAGAGUUCAGAAGGUUCGGGAUGAGAUUGAGCAGCUAAUGGAUGAUGAUGGAGAUAUGGCAGAAAUGUAUCUAACAGAGAAAAAGAGGAGAAUGGAAGGAUCUCUGUACGGUGACCAAUCCUUGUUGGGUUACAGGUCAAAUGAUGGUCUAUCUGUUUCUGCACCGGUCUCUCCUGUUUCUUCUCCUCCUGAUUCCCGAAGACUUGAUAAAAGCUUGAGCAUUGCGAGGAGUCGGCAUGACAGUGCAAGGAGUUCGGAAGGUGUAACAGAGAAUAUAGAAGAGCUAGAGAUGUUGCUGGAAGCUUAUUUUGUCGUCAUUGAUAGCACUCUAAACAAGUUGACAUCGUUAAAGGAGUACAUUGAUGACACUGAAGAUUUCAUUAACAUUCAACUGGAUAAUGUGCGGAAUCAGCUAAUCCAGUUCGAGUUGCUUCUCACGACUGCAACUUUCGUUGUAGCCAUAUUUGGGGUCGUUGCUGGGAUCUUUGGGAUGAACUUUGAGAUAGACUUCUUCAACCAGCCAGGUGCAUUCAGAUGGGUACUUAUAAUUACUGGAGUAUGUGGCUUUGUUAUAUUUUCGGCAUUCGUCUGGUUUUUCAAGUACAGAAGACUCAUGCCUCUAUAAGAGGACAUGACUGUGCCCCCCACCCCACAAAGUAGACAUCAACUUCUAUUGUUGUGUUGCUUACAGAUUCAUGAUUUGUUUCCUUUUCACAAUGGAAUCUUCAGCAAUUUUAUCAUAGG